AUGAUCCUCAAGCUUGAUAUGUCAAAAGCGUAUUACUGGGUGGAAUGGGAUUUUUUAAAAGCUAUGCUGAGCAUAUUGGGUUUUAAUGCCAGAUGGGUUAACAUGAUUAUGGAUUGUAUUUCUACAGUUUCUUAUUCAGUUCAAGUGAAUGGAGAAGCUAGGGGUUUAUCGACACUACUGACAAAUGGCCUCAAAUUGAAACUUAUUAAAGGGGUUUCUGUGGCUCAAGGAACUCCCACUCUCUCCCAUUUAUUUUUUGCUGAUGACAGCUUACUGUUUUGUAAUGCACAUUUAUCUGACAUGACCAAUUUCCUUCAAACUGAUCCCAUCACAAAGCAACUAAUCUCAGACAUGCUCGGGGUUCGGAUUGUGGCUUGCCAUGAGAGAUAUCUGGGGCUACCUACACUUACCCAACGAAACGAAAAUAAGAUGUUCAGCCAUGUUCGUGACAUGUUAUGGCAUAAAUUAUCUACUUGGAAUUCAAAAUUAUUGUCAGCAAUAGGUAAAGAGGUAUUAAUCAAAGCGGUGGGGCAAGCACUACCUACUUAUACAAUGGGUGUUUUCAGAUUACCACAAAACUUGUGCCAUGAGCUGUCUGCAAUGCUCGCACCUUUCAAUAAAGCUAUGGUGGCAAAACAGGUAUGGCACAUUCUAGAACACCCUAUCUCUCUGGUGGGGAGAAUGCUAAAGGCUCGUUAUUUUCCGAAUGGAGAUUUUAAGCAAGCAAUUGCGGGGCCUUCACCCUCUAUGAUCUGGAAGGCUAUUCUGUGGGGUAGAGAUGUUGUGGAUGAUGGGCUUGUGUAG
Prunus armeniaca (apricot) is the source of this 804-nucleotide messenger RNA. NCBI's taxonomy places the organism in Eukaryota, Viridiplantae, Streptophyta, Magnoliopsida, Rosales, Rosaceae. The record is from the annotation of a GenBank genome assembly.